AUGCAAGAAGGGGGGUUUAUUCGUAGAAGACGUACGAGAAGUACGAAGAAAAGUGUUAAUUAUAUUGAGCUAAGCGAUGACGAUGCAGACUUGAAAAACUCGAAAACUUUGCAUCUAAAAGGUAAGAGCGAGAAUGAAGGAGACAACCCAGAUGAAGAGUACCGUGAUGAUGUUACGCUCGUGAAGUCUUCCGACCAUGAUGACAAGGAUUUCACUGUAGUAGACCUAACAGCUUCUGAUAAAGAACGGACCGCCACCGAUGACAGUAUUCAUGUGAUAAAACUCAUGGAUCGAGUUGAGAUUUCGGAUGACGACGAUGACGAACCAUUAACCAAAAAAAGGAAGACUACUGCUAAGAAGAAAAAGAAGAAAAAGUCAGACACUAGAAAGAAGGCACCGAAGAUAACUCCGUAUGAAAGAAACACUUUACGAUUAUAUGAACACCAUCCUGAACUAAAAACAGUUUUCUCUAAUCUGAGGAAUGCUCCUCCUUAUGUUGCUCAAAGAUGUGACCAACCAGAUGGUAUGACCAUCAAACUGCUACCUUUCCAAUUAGAAGGUCUUCAUUGGCUUAUAUCUCAAGAGGAAAGCAUUUAUGCGGGCGGUAUCUUGGCAGAUGAAAUGGGUAUGGGUAAGACCAUUCAAACUAUCGCGCUUUUAAUGAACGACUUGACUAAGUCACCGUCUUUAGUAGUCGCUCCUACUGUGGCGCUAAUGCAAUGGAAGAACGAAAUAGAACAGCAUACAAUGGGACAACUGAAGAUCUACAUGUACCAUGGUGCUUCUAAAACCACCAACAUCGAAGAUUUGCAGGGCUACGAUAUUGUACUGACCACAUACGCAGUGCUGGAAUCCGUGUUUAGAAAGCAGAAUUACGGAUUUAAAAGGAAAAAUGGACUUUUCAAGCAGCCUUCUGUACUGCAUAACAUCGACUUUUAUAGGGUUAUCUUGGAUGAGGCGCACAAUAUCAAAGAUAGACAAAGUAACACUGCUAGGGCUGUGAACAACUUGAAAACCCAAAAACGAUGGUGCCUUUCGGGUACUCCGCUGCAAAAUAGAAUUGGUGAAAUGUAUUCGUUGAUCAGGUUUCUGAACAUAGAUCCUUUUACAAAGUACUUUUGUACCAAAUGUGAUUGCGCUUCAAAGGUCUGGAAGUUUACAGAUCGCAUGCAUUGCGAUCACUGUAGUCACGUCGUCAUGCAGCACACUAAUUUCUUUAAUCAUUUCAUGUUGAAAAACAUCCAGAAGUUUGGUGUGGAAGGCCCUGGUCUAGAAUCUUUCAAUAAUAUUCAAACAUUGCUGAAAAGUAUCAUGUUGAGAAGAACUAAAGUGGAGAGAGCAGACGAUUUAGGUCUUCCACCCAGAAUCGUCACUGUCAGGAGAGACUUCUUUAAUGAAGAAGAAAAAGAUCUUUACCGAAGUUUAUACACUGAUUCCAAGAGGAAAUAUAAUUCUUUUGUGGAGGAAGGUGUUGUUCUUAACAACUACGCUAACAUUUUCACCCUAAUCACAAGAAUGAGACAACUGGCAGAUCAUCCUGAUUUAGUUUUGAAAAGACUGAAGAACGUUUCCGGUGAUGAUCUCGGUGUCGUGAUCUGUCAGUUGUGUAAUGAUGAAGCUGAAGAGCCGAUUGAAUCCAAAUGUCACCAUAAAUUCUGUCGUUUGUGCAUUAAAGAAUAUGUGGAGUCAUUCAUGGAAAACAACAAUAAACUUACUUGCCCUGUUUGUCAUAUUGGACUGAGUAUUGAUUUAUCUCAACCUGCUUUGGAAGUGGAUCUUGAAUCCUUUAAGAAGCAAAGUAUUGUCAGUCGACUAAAUAUGAGUGGUAAGUGGCAGUCAUCAACAAAAAUUGAAGCUCUGGUGGAAGAACUGUACAAACUAAGAAGCAACAAGAGGACAAUUAAAUCCAUUGUAUUUUCGCAGUUUACAAGUAUGCUGGAUCUGGUUGAGUGGAGAUUGAAAAGGGCUGGUUUUCAAACAGUGAAGCUUCAAGGUAGUAUGUCUCCUACGCAAAGAGAUGAAACCAUCAAGUAUUUUAUGAAUAACAUUCAAUGCGAGGUUUUCCUGGUGAGUUUGAAGGCUGGUGGUGUCGCUUUAAAUCUUUGUGAAGCUUCUCAAGUUUUUAUUUUAGAUCCAUGGUGGAAUCCUAGUGUGGAAUGGCAAAGUGGUGAUAGAGUUCAUAGAAUUGGUCAAUUUCGACCUGUUAAGAUCACGAGAUUUUGCAUUGAGGAUAGUAUAGAAGCAAGAAUCAUUGAGUUACAGGAGAAAAAGGCAAAUAUGAUCCACGCUACAAUUAACCAAGAUGAAGCUGCCAUCAGUAGACUGACGCCAGCGGAUUUACAGUUCUUGUUCAAUAAUUAA
Molecule: messenger RNA, 2361 nt
Organism: Saccharomyces mikatae IFO 1815
Lineage: Eukaryota; Fungi; Ascomycota; Saccharomycetes; Saccharomycetales; Saccharomycetaceae
Gene: RAD16
Product: DNA repair protein RAD16
Exons: 1
Coding region: 1-2361 (786 amino acids)
Molecular function (GO): ATP binding; metal ion binding; ATP-dependent chromatin remodeler activity
Source: RefSeq, a predicted model, not a curated record